This is a messenger RNA of Auxenochlorella protothecoides, 171 nucleotides long. RefSeq lists its product as hypothetical. The transcript has a single exon. Bases 1 to 171 code for a protein of 56 amino acids. The record is from RefSeq and is a predicted model, not a curated record. Lineage: Eukaryota; Viridiplantae; Chlorophyta; Trebouxiophyceae; Chlorellales; Chlorellaceae.
AUGAGCGGAUUAAGCAUGUACCAGACAGAUCCCCUUCCAUCCGACCAAGAAGUACCCCGCAUCUGCAGCGCGAUUAUUCUCACGGUGCAAACCGGUCACGUGUCAUUGAUACCCUGUGUUUUUGCCACGGAGUACCAGCCGGGGGACCGGGCAGUUCUCCGCGUUCAUUAA